Musca domestica (house fly) is the source of this 688-nucleotide messenger RNA. Its product is annotated as microsomal glutathione S-transferase 1. The transcript is spliced from 3 exons. Gene Ontology annotation, cellular component: membrane. Bases 96 to 572 code for a protein of 158 amino acids. NCBI's taxonomy places the organism in Eukaryota, Metazoa, Arthropoda, Insecta, Diptera, Muscidae. The record is from RefSeq and is a predicted model, not a curated record.
AUUGCAAAAUUUUCAGUUUCUCUUCAACUGUCCGUGCAAAACCUUUUCCAUUAUAAGGCCUACGAGAUCGUAUAAAGACGUGACAUUAUUUUAGAAUGGCAGAAGUAACAAGUACUCUAAAUCUUCUAUCGUCUGAUAAUCCCGUAUUUUGUUGUUAUUGCUUUUGGGCUGGCCUAUUGGUGCUGAAAAUGCUGCUGAUGACGCUAUUGACUGCAGCGAGACGAUUUUCGAAAAAGUCAUUUGUCAAUCCCGAGGAUUUGGCACUGAGCAAAGCAGCAGAAGUUUCAUUUCAAGAUCCUGAUGUAGAACGUGUUCGAAGAGCCCAUCGCAAUGAUUUGGAGAACAUUUUACCCUAUUUGUUGAUUGCCUUGGCCUACAUUACAACCGGGCCGAAUGCCAUUGUGGCACGUUUAUUAUUUUGCAUCGUUGCCAUAUCGCGUAUAUUUCACACAGCGAUUUAUGCCUUUCGACCGGUACCACAGCCAUCGCGGUCCAUUGCCUUCUUUGUGCCCUUCUUUAUAACCCUGUACAUGACGUUUUGUGUAAUCGUCAAAAUGGCCAAAUACGUUUAGAUAUGACAGAGAGGCAGAGAGACAAGCCAAAAAAGAUACGAUGAGUGGAAAUUUUUUCUCAUGCUUUGUUUUGUUAAAUACAAUUCAAAUAAAAAUCCAUGAAAUAAAUAAAUAAA